AUGGCCGCGCCUCCAGCUCGCCGCUCUCCGUUCUACACGCUCGAAGAUGCCAAGAUUAGCUUUAACAUCUUCUGCUGCUUCUGUGGUAUUGGCUCGCUGUCAAUGCCAUCCAACUACGCGCGCGCGGGGCCGAUCUACGCUACGGUUGCUCUACUUCUGAUGGCGUUCGUAAACAUCUACGCGACUAUCGCUCUGUCCAAGGUCAUCAACGCAGCACCGCCGUCCGUCAAAACAUUCACGGAUGUCGGUGCCUGGGUGUUUGGCAUCACAGGUCGCUAUGCUGUCAUGAUGUCGCAGCUGUUAGUGUGCCUACUGCUACCGUGUGCUUUCUUGGUACUCGGCAGUAUGCUGCUCGACGUGCUGUUCCCCGAUUCGUUCAGUCAGAUCUUCUGGAUGGUCUUCAUGGCUGUCACGGUCAUCCCAGUGUGCCUGAUCCCCACCUUGAAGGAGGCGUCUUCCGUUGCGCUUAUGGGGUGCCUCAUUUCCAUUCUGGAAUGGGAGAUGCGGGGUCACCCGUCGAUCCCGAAGCCUGAUGUGUCACUCCACCAAGUG
Phytophthora infestans T30-4 is the source of this 552-nucleotide messenger RNA. RefSeq names its product amino acid/auxin permease-like protein. Gene Ontology annotation, cellular component: vacuolar membrane. The transcript has 2 exons. The record is from RefSeq and is a predicted model, not a curated record. Gene Ontology annotation, molecular function: amino acid transmembrane transporter activity. The annotation marks the transcript as partial. NCBI's taxonomy places the organism in Eukaryota, Oomycota, Peronosporomycetes, Peronosporales, Peronosporaceae. Gene Ontology annotation, biological process: amino acid transmembrane transport.